CCCCCCCCCCCCCCUUUGAAUUUAUUCCUUCUUCGUCGUCUUCGUCUCACAUCCACCCCAAAUCUCUAGGGCUCUGCUCAUCAUCCCAUUUCCCAAUCCUCACAGAUCCAGAGGAAACUUGAUGGCUUCUUCAUACACUCCCAAGAACAUUCUAAUCACCGGAGCAGCCGGUUUCAUCGCCUCGCACGUCGCCAACAGGCUCAUCCGAACCUACCCCGACUACAAGAUCGUCGUCCUCGACAAGCUCGACUACUGCUCCAACCUCAAGAACCUCAACCCCUCCAAGCACUCCCCCAACUUCAAGUUCGUCAAGGGCGACAUCGCCAGCGCCGACCUCGUCAACUACCUCCUCCUCACCGAAGGCAUCGACACCAUCAUGCACUUCGCCGCUCAGACUCACGUCGACAACUCCUUCGGCAACAGCUUCGAGUUCACCAAGAACAACAUCUACGGAACGCACGUGCUCCUCGAGGCGUGUAAAGUUACUGGCCAGAUCAGGAGGUUUAUCCACGUGAGCACUGACGAGGUUUACGGCGAGACUGAUGAGGAUGCUGUUGUUGGUAACCAUGAGGCUUCUCAGCUUCUGCCGACGAAUCCUUACUCCGCUACCAAGGCUGGAGCUGAGAUGCUUGUGAUGGCGUAUGGCAGAUCCUAUGGGCUUCCUGUUAUAACCACGCGUGGUAAUAAUGUUUAUGGGCCUAACCAGUUUCCGGAGAAGCUGAUUCCCAAGUUUAUAUUGCUGGCGAUGAGGGGGAAGGUUCUUCCUAUUCAUGGAGAUGGGAGUAAUGUUCGUAGCUAUCUUUACUGUGAAGACGUUGCUGAGGCCUUUGAGGUUAUUCUUCACAAGGGGGAAGUGGGCCAUGUUUAUAAUAUUGGUACUAAGAAGGAGAGGAGGGUGAAUGAUGUUGCUCAAGAUAUCUGCAAGCUCUUUAAUAUGGACCCUGAGGCAAACAUCAAGUUUGUGGACAACAGACCUUUUAACGACCAGAGGUACUUUUUAGAUGAUGAGAAGCUUAAGAUCUUGGGAUGGUCGGAGAGGACCACUUGGGAAGAAGGGUUGAAGAAGACGAUGGAGUGGUACACGCAGAACCCGGAUUGGUGGGGUGAUGUUUCUGGAGCGUUGCUUCCCCACCCGAGGAUGCUGGUGAUGCCUGGUGGGAGACACUUUGAUGGGUCUGAAGAGAACUCUGGAUCAGUCGCUUUGUCUGGAAACUCAAGCCAGAGCCAGAUGGUGGUCCCGACACCAAGAAGCAGUGGCGCCACUCAGAACCCUUCACUGAAAUUCUUGAUAUAUGGUAAGACAGGAUGGAUUGGGGGAUUGCUUGGGCAGAUUUGUGAGAAGCAGGGAAUCGCUUUUGAGUAUGGGAAAGGGCGGCUUGAGGAUCGGUCAUCCCUCUUGCAAGAUAUUCUGAAUGUUAAGCCUACCCAUGUCUUCAAUGCUGCUGGUGUGACAGGGAGACCCAAUGUCGACUGGUGCGAGUCUCACAAAACAGAGACAAUCCGUGCCAAUGUUGCAGGCACUUUGACUCUGGCUGAUGUCUGCAGAGAGCACAGCCUCCUGUUGAUGAACUUUGCUACAGGUUGUAUAUUCGAGUACGACGAAAACCAUCCGCUAGGUUCAGGCAUUGGCUUCAAAGAAGAAGACACACCAAACUUCACUGGUUCUUUCUACUCAAAAACCAAAGCCAUGGUUGAGGAACUGCUUAAGGAGUUUGAUAACGUAUGCACACUAAGGGUUAGGAUGCCGAUCUCCUCUGAUCUCAACAACCCGAGAAACUUCAUCACCAAGAUUUCCCGGUACAGCAAAGUAGUGAACAUCCCAAACAGCAUGACCGUGCUGGACGAGCUUCUUCCAAUCUCGAUAGAGAUGGCGAAAAGAAACCUGAAAGGGAUUUGGAACUUCACCAACCCUGGUGUCGUGAGUCACAAUGAGGUCCUGGAGAUGUACAGAGACUACAUUGACUCAGACUUCAAAUGGGCGAACUUCACACUAGAGGAGCAAGCUAAGGUCAUCGUGGCUCCAAGAAGCAACAACGAGAUGGACGCAUCUAAGCUCAAGAAAGAGUUCCCUGAAUUACUCUCAAUCAAGGAGUCUCUGAUCAAAUAUGCAUUUGAGUCCAACAAGAGAACUUGAGAAAAGAUAGGUACACCAAAGAAAAUGAGAAAUCCACUAAGGUCAUGCUCCUACAUUUCAGAGCAGUGGACUCCUCUUAUUAUGCACAAAAUAAUUAAACAAAAGACUUGGACGAAACGAUUAGAGUUUCUCUUCUUGGAGUGUUUCAAAUUCGCGUUUCCAUUGCGAGUCUCUGAUGUAAUUCACUAUUAGAAACUGUGUUAGCCAUUGUUGUUGUAUCUGCAAUUGCAAGCUUGUGGAGCAAAUCCACUACAUCUUGAGUUGAGUCAAUGACAUAGCGAGCUUUUGAGCGA
This is a messenger RNA of Brassica oleracea var. oleracea, 2427 nucleotides long. Its product is annotated as trifunctional UDP-glucose 4,6-dehydratase/UDP-4-keto-6-deoxy-D-glucose 3,5-epimerase/UDP-4-keto-L-rhamnose-reductase RHM1-like. Bases 122 to 2134 code for a protein of 670 amino acids. Gene Ontology annotation, molecular function: UDP-L-rhamnose synthase activity; dTDP-glucose 4,6-dehydratase activity; UDP-glucose 4,6-dehydratase activity. The record is from RefSeq and is a predicted model, not a curated record. NCBI's taxonomy places the organism in Eukaryota, Viridiplantae, Streptophyta, Magnoliopsida, Brassicales, Brassicaceae. Gene Ontology annotation, biological process: flavonol biosynthetic process; auxin export across the plasma membrane; UDP-rhamnose biosynthetic process. The transcript has 4 exons.